ACAGAGAGACGCUGAAUGGGCUCGAUUAGCAUGAGAAAAGAGGAGCAAAACUCCACAGUUCAACAGCUAAAGAGCAAUUUGAUGGGGCUGGGAUUGGGAAAUUACUUGAUUAGUGUCUGUCAGAGGAGAACGCGGCGAGGAUGCGAGUCCCAGCUCCGACGGGGGACUCGUGGUGGCCUGGCCGGGGAGGGGGCAAGGAGGGGUGUUGUUAAAGAAAAAAGCGGGGGGAAUACAGGGAUUUAUUUUUUUCUGCGUCCCCGUAAAUUCCGGGAAGCGCCGAGAAACUCCGCUGCCCCCUCCCGAAUCCCACUCGGUGCUGGGAGGAGAAGUGAAUGCUCUGAAAAGUUAAAUUUCCCUGCCUCGGUGGAGCGGGUUUCCGGACGUGCCGGGUACGGAGAGCAGAGCCCGGAGCUGACACAGUCCUCGUCGGAGCGGAGUGAAGCCAAAAGGCUGGAAUUAGAAAGAAAACUGAUGGAAUACAAGAAGUCUGAUACAUACCUAAUGAAACUAAAAUACAUGAAGCUGCAAAACUACUUGCAAGAAGUAGUUGAACGACAGAAUGGAGCUCUUCUGAGAAACCAGGCCCUUUUCAAGGAGUUGGACCAGCUGGAAGCUCGUAUGAAAACUUCAGGUUCAGCAAUGAUCCAGAAGAUGCAUGCUAUGGAAGAGAAAUUAAAAGAGCUAUCACUUCAAGAAGGUAACUUGUCAGCAGAAGGUGAUGAGCAAAGAGAAUCCAGUGAGCAGUUGCUGCGGAUUGGAAGACAGACAGGAAUGAGCACCCAGGUAGCCAUGCUGAGAGGACUGUGUCAUCCAGCAACAGUCUUUAUGGGCUACCACAGAUCAGCUGUCCUGGCUGCUGGAGGUUUGGGCCCACAGCAGAAACCCCUCCAGCUCACAGGGGACUCUCUAGCACCUGAUCUGCCUUCAUUCUCUCCAGCACCUGGCAGCCUAGAUCCAGAGAGCAGAAGCACUGAUUCAGUGAAUGAUGCAUCAGUGGAGGGAGCAGUGAGAUGUGGGGACCUGGCUGUGAGUGAGGAAGUCUCUGAGCAGCUCAUCUCCUCAGCAUCCAAUCCUAAACCAGCCACUCAUGAGGAGGAACAACCACAAGGAAGAUUCCCUGGACCAAAGCCUCACCAGAGUGACCAGUGGGCUCAUAAGGAGGCGAGUGGGGACAGCAGCACAAGUGAUGAAGGGGUGAUGCUGAGCACUCCUGACCUGCCACAGGGAAUGACCUUGACAGCAGCCAGUGGGGAGCAGGACAAGGAUGCCCAUGCCACAGAGGAUUUCCUGAUGCAACCACCAACCCCUCUCAUGGGGCAGGAGGAGCCCUUUGUUGUCGAAGCACCGGAUGGGUAUAUCUUUAGGCACGGCAGGACGUUGGUGGGACCCUCCCCUGUGCUGCAGUUGAUCGAAGACGCUGCAGUGAGGAUGAGCCUCCAGCACCGGGUGCUGUACCAACACUUGAGGACAAUGGGGACAGCAGAGCUGCUCAGCUUUUGUCACCGAGCUGACAGCCUGAAAGAAGAUGACCUUGAAGCAUGCGAAGCAGUCGUCCUUCAUCAGCUGCAGGCUUUAUUGCAAAGCAAGCUGAAUGGAGGCCUCCUACCUGAGGAAACACUUGAUGCUAAAGGUACAGCGCUGGAUGAAAAGCAAACCAGGCCACUUCUCCUGUGGGACAUGGAUGUGCUGCAGACUCGACUGAGCCACCAUGCCUUCUUUUUGAAAAAGCACCAGGUUCAGCUCUCGGCAGAAGUGGCAGGGAUGUUUGACAGCCUGCUGGCUUCCAGUGAGACACUGCAGGAUGGCCAGGCUCUCCCAGCGUUGAGAGAGGUGUUUCAAGAAGAGCAUGGGGAUAGGUCAUCUCUUCAGGGUAAUGAAUCAUCUUACAGCUUGCCAGCGAUUCCAAAUGACAGCAGCAAAAUAAAGCCGGCAAAACAGGCCCCCGGGCUCGACAGCGCUGGAGGAAAAGGUUGGGAGAGUGAUAACAGUUCCAGAUCUAAAGGAAGCCAAGAAAUGCAUUCACAAACCAGUUCUUCAUCGAAGGAACGAAGUCCUCCCUUGUCAAGGCCUGAAAUUAGGAGAAGAGUGGAAACAGCCAUAAAAUCUAAAGCAUUCUGGGGAGAAUCUGAUGACAGCAGCUCUGAGAUUGAGGCCGCUCUGCGCCCACAAACCAGCAGCCCAGAGGCAGACGACUUUGAUGACUUCUAUGAUUAAGAUUCCCCUGCUCACCUUUGGAAAGAAGCAAACAAUUUCGUCUCAUAUGUAGUGAGAGUGCUGCUGCCUCAAGUGCAGCUCAUCACUUUACGGUCCAGGAAAGUUUAAAUACAAAAUAAAUGUGGUGUGGUGCUGGA
Pogoniulus pusillus (Red-fronted tinkerbird) is the source of this 2351-nucleotide messenger RNA. RefSeq names its product kizuna centrosomal protein (gene KIZ). The record is from RefSeq and is a predicted model, not a curated record. Gene Ontology annotation, biological process: spindle organization. Lineage: Eukaryota; Metazoa; Chordata; Aves; Piciformes; Lybiidae. Bases 16 to 2214 code for a protein of 732 amino acids. The transcript is spliced from 15 exons. Gene Ontology annotation, cellular component: centrosome.